Messenger RNA from Alternaria infectoria, 1911 nucleotides. RefSeq lists its product as uncharacterized. The record is from RefSeq and is a predicted model, not a curated record. Bases 1 to 1911 code for a protein of 636 amino acids. NCBI's taxonomy places the organism in Eukaryota, Fungi, Ascomycota, Dothideomycetes, Pleosporales, Pleosporaceae. The transcript has 2 exons.
AUGUCUGUAGCACUAUCCCGAGCGCGGAGCAGAAGUCGGGCACCGAGCACCAGAGCGCCGUUAACAUCACAGCCCAUCGUUGUGGAUGUUCCGCGAAGUGGGGCUAAAUCACCACUCAUCAUUGAUGUGCCAGCACCAGCACCCCGCGCAAGGAGCAGAAGCGUGCGUAGCAUGCGCGAACCCAUGGUCGACGCACCUGGACUCAGUGGUGGAAGGGGCAUGUUCAAGAGGUUGAUUGUUGCGUGUGACGGAACUUGGCUAAACUCGGACGAUGGAACCAAGAACGGUACUCUCUCCAUCCCAAGCAAUAUCACUCGCAUAUCAAGAGCCAUCAAGGCAGUCAGUCAGGACGGUAUCCAGCAGAUUGUCAACUAUCACCAAGGUCUUGGGACCGAAGGCGGAAAGCUCUCGAGAUUGGUUGGGGGUGCUACGGGCAAGGGCCUGAGCGAUGAUGUUCGGGAGGCCUAUUCGUUUCUUGCCAACAACUAUCACCCAGGAGACGAAAUUUUCUUACUAGGGUUUUCGAGAGGCGCGUUUACUGCGCGCAGCAUCGGCGGCUUAAUCGGAGAGAUUGGACUUCUCACAAAGAAGGGCUUGAACACGCUACCGGAAGUGUAUGAAGAUGUUCAAAAUCGACGGAACCCCGACUACCGCCCGAAGCACGAGGAUGUACCUUUCCCGCGGAAACCAAGCGCAGAUGAUCCACGAUACGCAGAAGAACUGGAACGCAGAGGAUUGACCAGACUCGACAUUCCAAUCAAAUGCAUAGCUGUGUGGGACACUGUCGGCAGUCUCGGCAUACCGCGGAUCGGAAAGCUGCAGCGCUUGGGUCUACAGAUGAAGCAGUCAAAAGCAACGACUUUCUACGACACCAAGUUGUCUAAUUGCAUUGAGAAUGCAUUCCAAGCGUUGGCUCUGGAUGAGAAUCGGUCGUCCUUUUCACCUGCCGUCUGGGAAAAGCCUGAGGGUAACCGUACGACGCUCCGCCAAGUAUGGUUUCCGGGUGCGCACGCGAAUGUGGGCGGUGGCUACGAUGAUAUGCAGAUUGCGAAUAUCAGUCUGGCGUGGAUGAUGAGUCAACUCGAGCCAUUCCUAGAUCUACGGUCGGAGUAUCUGUUUGAACAGGACGAUCUGAAUGAGAAGUACUACAAGAAAGAGGAAGGUGCGAUCCGACCGUGGAGCUUUGGCAAGAUCUAUAGCGAGCUGAAGGGCGCCUUUGCAAUCGGUGGUAGUACUCAACGCAAACCAGGCCAAUACACCUCCGUAGACCCCUUCUCAGGCCGCUCAACAGAACGACCUCUCCGCCAAACCAACGAAUACAUCCACCCCUCAGUCCGCACCCGCUACCGUCUGGAAGGUCCCGGAAUCCAAGACCGCGGCCUCUAUGAAGCCCGCGCCCUAACCGACAGCUACAAGCUCGUCGUCGACUACGGCGCCAAUAACUCCCGCGCCGGCGACGCAGAAGUCUACUGGAAGAUCAAAUGGAGAGACACCAUGGCCGUUAAAGUCCUCCCCGAAGCCCCUCUCUGGCGCCUCGAACGUGAACUCGCAAAACGCGAUCCGGCUACUUACGACUACAUCAAAAAGCCGCCUGCCACCGCUACUACGCGCAGUAAACGCCGCACUGCACGGCCCCUAUCUGCGGAUUUCUCAAACAGCAAAGUUGGCGGCGGACUUACGAGUCCCACUUCUACCCGCAAAGCAAGGAGGGACACGUUUUCUCCGCGGUCGACGUUCCCCGCCGAAGACCGCGCGCCGCCUAGUCGGAGGAGCACGACGAAGAUUGAGAGACCGCGCAGUAGGAGUCGCGCGCGCAGUGUCGAGUUUGCGAGUGAUCGGGAGACGGACAUCAGGGAGAGUAUGCCGCAUCGGAGGGAGAAGGAUAAGGCGUGGUGGGAGGGACGGCGGUGA